Messenger RNA from Dothidotthia symphoricarpi CBS 119687, 1269 nucleotides. RefSeq lists its product as uncharacterized. Bases 1 to 1269 code for a protein of 422 amino acids. NCBI's taxonomy places the organism in Eukaryota, Fungi, Ascomycota, Dothideomycetes, Pleosporales, Dothidotthiaceae. The transcript has 3 exons. The record is from RefSeq and is a predicted model, not a curated record.
AUGAGUCCCUACGGUCCUCUCCCUCCGGGAAAUGGCAUACCGCCCAGUCAAUCGACGGGCAGCUUCGCAGGAACUCCAUCAGCCGGUACAAACAGCGCGCGCGCGUCAAUUGUAUCUUCGUUUGCACGUGGAGUCUCGACGAUAUCUCCACCCGCCACCAAUGACAGCUCGUUCAGAGCGCAGCCGCAUGUCUUUGGUUCUUCGGUGCUGCCGCGGGGUGAGAGGGCGGGGUCGUCCAGUCCUUUCGUCGCUCUGAACGCUCAAUCCGUAGAUGCAAACAACACUUCUUUGGGUUCGUUCUCUGGGGUCGACAGGCCGAGUACCGCCCAAGGCUUUGGUAGUGGUAUCUGGUCUCGACCCACUUUCGCUGAUCCCACGGCGAGCAGUGGCAGUCGGUUGGGAAGCGGUGCUACUCAGCCUGUUGUUUUUGGCAGUUCGCGUCCUCAGUCCGCCGUUCAGCCUCUGUUUGGCUCGCACACUGCUACGCGACCUAGUGCAACACUGCGGAAUCCAGGUCUUACUUCUGUUGAUAACGGAUUCGAGCAGCCACGAGUUCAUCUGCUCAGUGGUCCCAGUAUCGAAAUCGUUGUUGGCUCCGCAAACAACUCCGCUACGUCGAACCAUCAAGAUUCCUGGACGCUUCCAAAAGCGUUAGUUGACCGUCAUUCUACCUUCCUCAGAACGGCACCAGGAAAUCGCAUUUAUCUUCCUGGUCACGAUCCAAAGAUCUUCAGCCUCUUCGUGGGAUGGAUGUACUAUGACCACUACCGCCUUAUCACCGCAGCAGAAUUGACGUUCGCUAAUCUCGAUGCACAUGCUUGGGUAUUGGGAAGCAAACUUCUGUGUGUCAAAUUCCAGAACUAUGCAAUGAGUCGGCUCUAUAUACAACAUACGGCUGUCUCCACACCACAACCUAUCAGCACAGCAGACGUCGAAUACGUAUGCCAAAACAGCACUGCAGGUUCCAAGCUUCGUCAGUUCUUUUUCGACAUCGUUGCGACGCACUUCGCCGAUCCUGAGCGCGUCAGUGGUGGUCCAGAAGCUUGGGAUUGGAUCCUGCUGGAGCAUGCAGAAGCUCGAUCGUUGAUUCUACAGGGAUACAGAAUGGCGUUGCCAGAGCGCAAAUUCAUGAAAACGAUGAAGGAGUAUAUGGUGGAGGAGGAGGCGCCGCCAAUGAACAAUGCCAGUGUGAGUGGGGAAAUACGGGUCACUCCUGCGAAGAGGGACGCAGAAGGUUUGGCUGUGAAGAGGGAAGCUCACGAUGACUGA